Paecilomyces variotii is the source of this 2592-nucleotide messenger RNA. RefSeq names its product TATA element modulatory factor 1 TATA binding-domain-containing protein. The record is from RefSeq and is a predicted model, not a curated record. The transcript has 3 exons. Bases 1 to 2592 code for a protein of 863 amino acids. NCBI's taxonomy places the organism in Eukaryota, Fungi, Ascomycota, Eurotiomycetes, Eurotiales, Thermoascaceae. Gene Ontology annotation, cellular component: endoplasmic reticulum; Golgi apparatus.
AUGUCGCAGAAUUCGCAGCAGACGAAACCCAAAUGGGGUGUGGGAUCUUUUCUGCAGCAGGCAGUAGCAGGUGUCGAGUCGAGAUUAGAUCAGAUUCUCGCCGAGGAAGACGUUCAGAAACAUGGGGCUACAAGGAAUAAACCGCUAGAGGAUAUGGCAAGUCAGGCAGGAACUUCCGCGCAAAAAUUGGCAGCGAGUUCCGUCUCGCGCAGCUCGUCCACUGCGCGAAAGAACGACCGUUUACAGGAACGACUGGCUCGUGCCAUGGCGAAAUCUAACACAGCCGGAAGCUUGGCAAGUCCCCCUUCGAGUGGAGCACCAUCUCGAACGUCCAGCCCUCUGCCUGGAAACGACCCGCGUUCUAGCAUCGACAGUUCCGCUGGCAAUGUUGAAGAGACCGUACGGAGCCCUACGAAAGAACGAAGCCCAUCUAUUACCUCAUCUGCACCUCGAAGUAGUCAUGAUUCCGACCGGCUGUUACAAGAUUCCAAAGAGACGCAGUUGGAGCUGGGCGAGGGACCGAUAUCGACCGCUGCUUCAGAGGAGAAGGAGACACAGCAUGACGAAGUCGAUAGUAAACCAGAGACCCCCGAAGUACUCCAAGACCGCGUACAGACCUCGACACCAGAUACGACUGGAGCUACUCCUGCGCCAUUAAACGAAUAUGAAGCGACUGUAGCUCAACUGAAAGCAGAUCAUAAAGCCUCUGAGUCAAAGUGGCAGGAAGAGAUGUAUGGAUACCUUGAGCGGAUCGACGCGCUGCAAUCGAAGUUGAAAUACCUGGCGAAAGAGGCUGCUGAGUCCGCAAAGAAAGCCGCCGCUACUGCCGAGCCUGGAAGCAUCCAAAAGCAACUCCUGGAAAAGGAUGAACGAAUCGCUCUACUACUUGAAGAAGGCCAAAAGUUAUCGAAGAGUGAAAUGGACCACCGAAUAGCAAUCAAGAAACUCCGACAACAGCUUUCGGAGAAUAGUAAAAGCCAGGUUGAGGCUAAAAAGAAGACCGACAAGUUGGAGCGGGAUCUAGCUGCUGCAGAAGCAAGAGCCAAACGAGCGGAAGCAGCGGAGAAAAAGGCGAGCGAAUCGUUAAGUGUCCAGACAAAGAUUUCCAAAGAGGCGGAAGCCGUCGCCGCGGAAAGGAGCUCCCUGAAAGCGAUGAUACAGGAUUUGAAAGAUCAACUCGCCCAGGAAAAAGCAAGAGCCGAAGCUGCAGAAGAGAAGGCCCAGACGGAGGCUUUGGAGGAAGAGAGACGGCGGGUAGCCGGGCUCCAGGAUGACCUCUCGAGUGCCAAGAUUGAACGUGAGCUAAGCGAAGAAAAGCUAAGGAGAGAGAUCAGGGACCUUAAGGAUGGCAUCGAGCGGGAAAAGGAAAAGGCCAGAGUCCUGGAGGUGGAGUUGAAAGGCGAACAAUCUGCUAUGGAAAGCCAGAUGGAAACGCUCCGCGCCAGAGCAGAAGAGGUUUCAUCAAGCGCUGCAGGGGACUCUCAAGCGAAGCUGCUCCGCCAGAUUGAAACACUUCAGACCCAAUACUCUGUUGCUAGCCAGAAUUGGCAGACUCUGGAGGGCUCCUUGCUUUCUCGCCUGGCGAAUGUAGAGAAAGAACGCGACGAAUGCGCAAAACGGGAGGGAGACCUACGACGAAAAGUCCGCGAACUGAGUAUUAAUGCGAAGAAGACUGAGGAAGAGCUCGAGAACUCCAAAGAACAUAUACAGGAUCUGGAGCGUAGUCUUGAAGAAACCAAACAGGAGGUGCAAAAGCUGACAGAGAAGCUCAAGAAGGCCAAUGAUGAUGUAAACGCAGCAAAGAAAGAAUUAACAGAGCAGCAGAAGCUUUCCGAGGCGACUCUCUCUCAAAAACUAGAGGAAGAAAGGAGCAAAUGGCGCGAACAAGCUACCUCGCCAACUUCAUUCCUUCAACAACCUCGUACAGAAUCACCAGUGGCGUCCAGCCGCAGAUCCACGGUGGGACUCGAUCCCAUGUCUGACCUCAGACCGCUAAGUCGUCGCUCAUCGACAUUACCAGUACAAUCUCCUGAAUUCGGUACUCCUUCGCGACAAGACUCUUAUCCUUCCAUAAGCUCUCCACCCACUACCAACGGAGCAUCAAACCCGAUGCUCAUGCGAACCCCUUCCAUCACUUUUGAGCCGGACGAAUUCUAUGGAGGCCCCGGUACUCCUGUGACACCAUCUGCAUUCGGUGCCGGACAGACACACCAUUCACGAGGCAUCAAUGAUAUUAUUUCCGUCUCGACAGUAGGGGCGGGCCCAUCUGUUCAACUAGUUGAGCGAAUGAGUGCCACUGUUCGUCGUCUUGAAAGCGAGAGAGCGGCGUCGAAAGAUGAACUUGCACGUAUCACAGCCCAGCGUGACACAGCCAGGCAGGAAGUUGUCGAACUGAUGCGCGAGGUUGAGGACAAGAGGAAGUCAGACGCCCGUGUACAGGAGCUGGAAGCGCAUAUUGCGGAUCUCGACCAGCGGUACGAGACGACUCUCGAGUUGCUCGGGGAGAAGAGCGAACAAGUGGAAGAACUACAAGCAGACAUCGCUGAUCUAAAGAAGAUCUAUCGGGAACUGGUUGACAGUACGAUGAAGUGA